Meloidogyne enterolobii is the source of this 1125-nucleotide messenger RNA. The record is from the annotation of a GenBank genome assembly. NCBI's taxonomy places the organism in Eukaryota, Metazoa, Nematoda, Chromadorea, Rhabditida, Meloidogynidae.
AUGAGAGGAGCAAAGGAUGCUUAUUGGACACUGUCGACGAAAAUUAGGAAGUUCAACACUUAUUUAAACGAACAGUCAAAUGAUUUCUGUACUGCAUUUCAUACAGAUGCACAAUUAUUCGAUCAUUUUGAAAAGUUUACAGCUGGUACUGAAAAAACUAAAGUGGAUGAUGCUUUCCGUAAUUUGACAAGUGUAAUGAAAGCCAUUCCGUUGGAGAAGGAUAAAGAAAAGGAAGGAAGCGAAGAAAAUUGCACUUAUGAUCUGUUUCUCUUUCGAGUCGAGCUAGAAUUUUUCCUUGCUCUCGACACAGCAAUUAUUGACUGGCUAUCUAAAUAUGUUAAACCAGAUAACCACAAUUACGAAUAUUUCUGCCGUGAGAAAGAAUAUUGUUUAUAUGCUCAACUUCGUAAAAGAAUUAGGGAAUCAAAGGAAAUCACUGAGAAAUUGAUCAAAAAUUUGGGAGAUUGGUUCGAGGGUCGGAAACAUGGUCUCAUCAACGAUGAUUUUAAAUAUUUCGCGGCUAACUAUGUUGCUGAACGCUUCCGCAUUAAAAUUCCUGCACCGCCGGAGCCUUUGAAGUUAAAAGUCAAAUAUGAACACGGCGGAUAUAAAAACAAGGUGCUUUACGAACAUGAUGGAAGAAAUAUGAGAAUGUUAACAAAAGUAUCUCAUCCAAAAUCAAAGAUACAAGGAAAAUCAUUUCCAAAUUCUAAAAACUUUUCUUUCCAUCAUCAAUAUAAUAAUGGAAUCCAUGGAGAUGUCUCAGAAGAAGACGGGGAAAACGAGAUGUACGUGCCAAAAUCGGCUUAUGCAAAUCCUAACAACUUUUCUUUCCAUCAUCAAUUUAAUGGAACUCAUGGAGAUAUAUCAGAGGAGGGAGAUGAAGGAGCUGGACAUGAAAUGCAUGAGGAUACCAGUAAUGAAGAAGACAUGCAUGCACAAAUGGAAAUGAACCAUGAAUACGACAACCAGUAUGAUAACAUGCAUGACACGUCAUUUGAAUUAGGUCAUGAGGAAAUAACUGAUAAAAAUGGAAAGAAACAAAAAGUCCUUAAUUACCGUUGCCGCAUGGGCCCGCAUCAAAUGAAUUACCAAUUUGGCUAUGAUCCUGCUUGCGCAGUUUAA